CUUCGCUCCACAACGAAGUCAACAGCCUUCAUCAACGCCUUGCCAUUCACCUUUAGAAGGACUACAACCUUCCUUCUUCUUACCAAACAAAGAAGAGAUAUUACAGUAGAAAGAAAUAGGAAGACAUAAGUCAAGAUGGUGGCUGGAAUGAAAUUUCUGUCCAAGAAGGGGUUCAACCCUCAGAACAUGACGAAUCAAAAGCGCGUGUGGGAGGCCCGUCAAGAGCAAAAGCUGGAAGCGAAACGACUGAAAGAACGACAGGAUCAACUGCAACGAGAACGAGACGAUGAAGAAUUGGCACAAGCGCGAGGAGAUUCCUUGCGACUCCAAUUCAUGUACGAGGCUCCACCGGGCAUGACGACGACACAACAACAACCAAUGAAACAAGAAGAAGACGAUGACCAAAAACCAGCAGCGACAACAUCUAGUAGUACCGGUAAUAACACGAUGGAUGAUCUGUUACAAGUUCAACCCGGCGAUGACCCUGCGGCCGCUGCCUUUCGUCUCAUGCUGGCAUCUGGUACAGUCGACGAUGGAACCGAAUCGUCGCAACAGCACGACGCCACAGAACACUCGUUUGGCACAGUCUUGCAAGGGACAUCGAUCGAACGAACCGAAACCGACAAGAAGGAAGCUCGCAAGGCGCUCAGUGCCUUGGAGAAAUCCGUGGGAAAACGAGAUCCGUCGGCCAGUUUGAGUCUCGAAGAACAAGUGGCACGAUUCCCACAACUCAAAAACGCUCCCAUGGCCAAAGGAAUGAAUGGCGCCAAUGUCAAUGUCUCGUUCAAACCGUUGGGGGCACAGUUGCGGAAUGUACGAUGUCUUGCCUGUGGAAUUUGGGGACAUUCGAGAGGAGAACGAGAAUGUGCCAAAAGUGGAUGGAAUCCAUUUGCCAUGCCUACAACAACAACAACAAAUACCAGCAUCAACAACAAUACUAGUACUGCCAACCAAAAUCCAGAAACCAAACAACCCACUACGACUGACAUGAUGACGGACAAAAAAAUGUCACCCAAAGAAGACUCCAAAAAGAGCAGCCGCAAACGACGAUAUGAUUCCGAGGAAUCUUCUUCUUCAGAGGAAGAUGAUACAAGCAGCAGCAGCGAUGAGGACAGAAAAAGAAAGCGCCGCAAGAAAUCCAGUCGCAGAAAACACCACAGAGAUCGAAAACGAAAAUCGAAACGAUACGAUUCUUCGUCCGAAGACGACGACAAUGACAAAGAAGACAGUUACAAAAAGAGAUCCACUAGACGGAAAAAAUCCAAGCGAAAAGAUCGAAAACGGCAUCAUCGCCGUCGUCGAUACGAUUCUUCCGAGGACGAGGAGGAACACAAAAAGUAAACAAAAACAGCGAAAUCAAAUCAAAUCAAAUCAAAUCUAUCAAACAGUCAAACAUAUUACUGCUGUCCGGUAUCCAAUGCAACAAUUUCAAUCGGGGUUGUGUGCUUUGGGGGUAUGUCAGAGAUAUCGAUCAUGUCUAGCUAGUAACUUGGAAAUCAAAAUUUGGUAUACACUAUGUAUUGGUAAUAAGAGGUGCUGACUAUAAUUGAUUGAUCACCAAUCUCUAGCUACAACAAAAAAAUGGUAUUUUAAAAAAUAGCAACAGGGCAGCUGGUGGUAGUACGAUGUACGAUAUGCCAUACGGUUGCGGGUUGACCCCCUUUUUCACGGACCGUGUCCGAGUCUUGUGACCAUGUUUGCAAAGGCCCGGGUCAUCUCGAAGUCAUGAAACGGUAGAUGUGGUAAACAUACUAAUCUGUAUUGUAGUAUGGAUACAUUUAACUCUUGCUAUUUUUACC
Messenger RNA from Seminavis robusta, 1799 nucleotides. Lineage: Eukaryota; Bacillariophyta; Bacillariophyceae; Naviculales; Naviculaceae. The record is from the annotation of a GenBank genome assembly.